UCCAAAUGGCCGCUUGUGCGCGAUAUCAUCAAGCACAAAUUAAAUGAGAAUAUUGUUAUGUUUUUGUCUGGGGAUGUGAAAAAGGAGUAUUCCAGAUCGACAGUGCAAGCUGCACCAUGUCCCGGCGGACUUAAACUCCCGCCAUUCCCGCCUCGUCAGCGGAACGACACCAAUCCGUACGAAGCCCCCAAGAACACUCUCACAGGGAAGGAGGCGGCAGAUUUUCAACGAGAGAUCAACACGCAGAUUGAUGGCUUCGACAAAAGUCCACCGUUCACAAUCCAACGCGUCUGCGAGCUCGUCUUACGGCCCACAGAGCAUUACAAAUAUCUUGGAAAAUAUCUCCGAGCAGUCGAAAAGUCCCUCCUUGUGACAUCGACCUGGGAUGCCUUUCCUCCCACGACCGACAGCGCGACCAAUCAAACAGGUGUUUCUCGUGUCCCUCUCGGUGCACCUACACUCUCGACACCUACAACACCGAUCUUCUCCCCCAUCCCCUUCCUGCAUGAAGAUGCUCGGCGGUCAAGCUCUCGCAGCCCACCCCCCAGUCCCCUCGUUUUACCCACAGUGGCUAUAGGUGGGACAGCAACAGCCACGCCGCUCGCUGGGGCGGAAGGAGCAGAACAGAAGGCGCUUGGCCUCGUAGAUGAGCUUGAUGAUCCUAGUCCUGGGCAUCUUAGCGAACACCCACAGCCGUUAUCCGCGACUACGACGGUUCCAGAUCCAAAACCAUUAUUCAGUCUGCAUAGUCGCUUCGUCAAA
Postia placenta MAD-698-R-SB12 is the source of this 762-nucleotide messenger RNA. RefSeq lists its product as hypothetical. Lineage: Eukaryota; Fungi; Basidiomycota; Agaricomycetes; Polyporales; Adustoporiaceae. The transcript is spliced from 3 exons. The record is from RefSeq and is a predicted model, not a curated record. Gene Ontology annotation, cellular component: nucleus; protein phosphatase 4 complex; cytoplasm. Gene Ontology annotation, molecular function: protein phosphatase regulator activity. The annotation marks the transcript as partial. Gene Ontology annotation, biological process: protein dephosphorylation.